AUGGACGACUGGGUGGAUCCGAAUGCGUUCCGGAAGCUGUGGAACAAGCUGAUCAAGAGUGGGUGGAAGGCUAGGCAACCUACGGGUCUCGAGGUGGACUACACGUACGUCAAGCCUGGUGUGGUCGGUAAACUGCGCAAAAAUCAACUCAAUGCAGAGUAUUUCAUCGGUCCCAAGGAGCUGUGGGAGUACGCUAAACGGGAGGGAUUAGUUACCGACGUUCUCCAAUAUGACGCGGCCCCGCCUUCAAAGAAGCCACCUAUGGGAAAGCUUGCUGCAUACGCAGCCGCAAAGCAACGUGCCAACACCCUUCAAUCGAAGCCUGGCGUAGUGGGGACUGCUAAUGCAAAGGCUACUCCACAUGAAGGUGCUUCGGUGACCAGUACAACGCCGGUUGCUACAGAACAAGCGGCUACGGCGACCAGUACUACGGCGACUGCUACAGAACAAGAGGCUACGGCGACCAGUACUACAGCGGCUGCUACAGAACAAGAAGGUGUGAUGGGUGGUCGUUCAUCCGCAGCUACAAGUCGCGAACAGGGCGUGCUCAACAAAGAAUCCAAGUCCGAAGACACAGCCAAUGAUUUGGACAGCUUCAACCGUGAUGACGUUUUGGACGCAAUGCGCGUGGAAAACCUCUUUGGUCCCAUUGCAGCAGAUGAUAUCAAUGUCGCGGGUGAGUCUUUUGCCUAUGGAGCUGAGUCUGAGGACGACGAUGAAGCGUUUGACGAGACUGGAAGCGACGAAGAAGAGUUUGCCGAUGAAGUGGAGUCCGACCGACAGUUUGAAGACGAAAGUGAUCUUUUUCAACAAGAUGAUCCGGCGAUGCGAGAGCUAGGUAACUCAGGGUGGGAGAUAUACGAUCACGAUCACUGCGCUGAUCGAAGCCUGAGCGGAGCUGAUCUCUACACGGGCAGAUGGGGAAUCACGAAGUCUGCUGCGGCGUUUGCAGACUCCCCGCUCAGUAUGCUGUUUUAUUUCUUGCCCAAAGCUCUGUGGAAGAAUAUCACGGCAGAGUCAGAAGCGUACCAGAAGCGGUGUAUUCCAGCAAUCGCGGAGAAGACACGUGAACGCCAACUCGCUGUGCAAGCCAGGGACCCCAAAAAAACUGUGGAUGACUUGGACGCCAUUGUGGACAAGCUCGAAAGGCAGAAAUCCAUCCGAGAACACGAGAUACUACAUGUGCUGGGCUUGCUUGUGGCGCGCACUCUAUGCGGACACACCGAUGGUUUGGCAAAGCACUGGGCCGUUAGCGAGGACGGUGCUGUCCCGCGCGGCACGUUCGGAAGAUACAUGAAACGUGAAAGAUUCAGGACGAUAACGCGGUUCCUGCACUUCACGAGCACCGGCAGCGAAGGACGAACCACCGACAAGGCGUUCAAGAUUCGUCCAGUGUUACAAGUCAUCGAAAAGACCUUCCGUCGGGGGUUCCGGCUUGGCCCUCGCGUGAGCUUCGAUGAGGGAACUAUCCCAAAUCGAAGCCAGUACAACCCCAUACGGGUGUACAACAAGGAGAAACCGCACAAGUAUGGAACCAAGUGUUACAUGACCUGCUGUGCUGUCACGGGAUACUGUGCAAGAGUUGAAGUAUAUCUUGGAGCCGAGCCUGACAAGAAGAAACGUGAAGGAGCUUCCCAAAGGGCAGUCAUCAGGAACAUCUCCAAGACUUUCGAAGGUUUGCCAAAGCGGAGGCUGAUCGUCGCAGAUAAUUUCUACAGCUCACCUGCUUUGGCGCUUGCACUGCUACCCAUGGGAUUUUACUACGUGGGAACUCAGCGCGUGGAUCGACUGGGCUGGCCAAAGGAAGUGAUGUUCAAGCAGAAGCGCCGGCCACAGUACAUGCCACGCGGAACCUAUCGAAUUGCCCACGCUAAGGAGUAUCCAGCGCUAGUCGCUACGGCGUGGAUGGACUCAGCUCCCGUUCACAUGAUAGCAACGGGAUGUUCUACGGUGCUGACGCAUGUGGCCAGGAAGGACAAACGUACGGGGGCUAUCACGCAGGUGCCGUGCCCUCAGUUGGUUGCAGACUAUCAUUCGGGUAUGGGGGGCGUGGACACCCACGAUCAAAUUCGGCUCCAGCGUUACUCCAUCCAGCGCUAUGUGGGGUUCAAAAAAUAUUACCGUCAGCUCUUUCUGGCGUUCGUUGACAUGGCAAUCAUCAACGGGUUCAUCCUGCACCGGAUCGUCAUGAAGCAGAAAGGGGAAAGGGUCCCUAGCCAUGCAGAGUACAUGCGCCGACUUCAAGUGAAGCUACUGGCAGUUACCUCUGUGAGCUUUCGGACGAAUCGCUAUUGCGAAGACCUGGUGAACACCCCGCUACAAUCGCAAGAGCACGUGCUGCGCAGCACGAAAGAGCUGUAUGAGGCCAAAUCGGGAAGGCGCAAAGGAGACAAGAAACGUCGUCAGUUCUUGUGCAAAGUGUGCUCUGCCUUGAGCCCACCCAAGGUGAAGAGCUUCGAAAGCCGUUUUUACUGUCAUGAGUGCAGUAUUACCAUGGGAGGAUACGUGCCGCUGUGUAAUACCGUCAGACGCACGGAGGCAGGAAACACGUUGACGUGCAGCCAAAUCUGGCACGGCUGGAGGGCUGGAGGGGGGGGGCAUUCCAUCUCACCUACGAAAGAAAAUUCGAUUCAGAAAGCGCAAACGCGGGGAGGACUACAACAGCAACACGGACGACGGGGAUACUGA
This is a messenger RNA of Phytophthora nicotianae INRA-310, 2688 nucleotides long. RefSeq lists its product as hypothetical. The transcript is spliced from 4 exons. Bases 1 to 2688 code for a protein of 895 amino acids. NCBI's taxonomy places the organism in Eukaryota, Oomycota, Peronosporomycetes, Peronosporales, Peronosporaceae. The record is from RefSeq and is a predicted model, not a curated record.